Molecule: messenger RNA, 4167 nt
Organism: Hyla sarda
Lineage: Eukaryota; Metazoa; Chordata; Amphibia; Anura; Hylidae
Gene: PKMYT1
Product: protein kinase, membrane associated tyrosine/threonine 1
Exons: 8
Coding region: 1336-2985 (549 amino acids)
Biological process (GO): protein phosphorylation
Cellular component (GO): membrane
Molecular function (GO): ATP binding; protein serine/threonine kinase activity
Source: RefSeq, a predicted model, not a curated record
GAGACGGCAACCGGGAGAGAGAAGAUACGGCACCGGGAGUGAGACAGUCACUGAGGAGAGAGAAGAGACGGCACAGGGAGUGAGACAGUCACUGAGGAGAGAGAAGAGACGGCACAGGGAGUGAGACAGUCACUGAGGAGAGAGAAGAGACGGCACAGGGAGUGAGACAGUCACUGAGGAGAGAGAAGAGACGGCACAGGGAGUGAGACAGUCACUGAGGAGAGAGAAGAGACGGCACAGGGAGUGAGACAGUCACUGAGGAGAGAGAAGAGACGGCACAGGGAGUGAGACAGUCACUGAGGAGAGAGAAGAGACGGCACAGGGAGUGAGACAGUCACUGAAGAGUGAGAUCUGAGAAGAGACGGCAACCGGGAGAGACGUGAGGAGAGGGGAGAGACGUGAGGAGAGAGAAGAGACGGCACCGGGAGAGAGAGACAGUCACUGAGGAGAGAGAAGAGACGGCACCGGAGAGACGUGAGGGGAGAGAGACAGUCACUGAGGAGAAAAAAGAGACUGCAACGGAGAGAGAUGGCAACCGAGAGAGACAGUCACUGAGGAGAAAGAAGAGACUGCAACCGGGAGAGACGUUAGGGGAGAUAGACGGCAACCGGGAGAGAGACAGUCACUGAGGAGAGAGUAGAGACUGCACGGGAAGUGAGACAAGACAGUCACUGAGGAGAGAGACAGUCACUGAGGAAGGACGGCACCAGGAGAGCGAGAGAGACAGACAGUCACUGAAGAGUGAGAUCUGAGAAUAGACGGCAACCGGGAGAGACGUGAGGGGAAGAAACUACAUUGAGAACAUACUGAGGAGAGAGACCGCAGAGGAAGAGACGGUCACUGAGGACAGAGAUCACAGAGGAAGAGACGGUCACUGAGGGGAGAGAUCGCACAGGAAGAGACGGUCACUGAGGGGAGAGACCGCACAGGAAGAGACGGUCACUGAGGGGAGAGACCGCACAGGAAGAGACGGUCACUGAGGGGAGAGACCGCACAGGAAGAGACGGUCACUGAGGGGAGAGACCGCACAGGAAGAGACGGUCACUGAGGGGAGAGACCGCACAGGAAGAGACGGUCACUGAGGGGAGAGACCGCACAGGAAGAGACGGUCACUGAGGGGAGAGACCGCACAGGAAGAGACGGUCAUCGAGAGAUAUAGACACAGAGCGGAGAUAUAGACUCCUCACCUUAGUGACUGAGACCACCAUUGGAGACAGAUGGAGCAGAUAUCCACCUCUACCCCUGGAGACAGCAGAUAGAGGAGACUGCUCCUAAUGACCUCCAUGAUCCCGUCUUCCUCGGUGGUUUUGUGCCUUCCAGCAUUGGGGACAAGUCAUGCCAGUGCCAGGAGAUGAGAUGGGCGAUACUCUGAUAACUCGCACACCUAUUCCCAUCCCAGCCUAUUUCAGCCAGGCAGAGCAGAGCUUCUCACACAAGAAGAGGGGUCGACCCCUCUGCUACACUCUUCCUCCACGGCCACCGGUGAAGAGCAUACCGCCGAUUAGCCGCAUCUUUCCUAAUAAGCAGCGCUCCUGGAGCCAACCACGCCCACAAAGCGUGUCUUUCAGAAGCCCCAAACAUAAGCAGCCGGUCAGCCGACUCUAUGACCACAGCAAGGAGGAGACCCUUUUCAAGCAAUGUUUCCAGACUCUCUGCAAACUUGGAAGGGGUUCUUUUGGGGAAGUGUAUAAGGUGCGGAGUCGUGAGGAUGGCUGCGUGUAUGCCGUGAAGCGCUCCGUGUCACCGUUCCGUGGUGAAUCUGACCGUCUCCACAAGCUCCAGGAGGUGAGGAAACAUGAACGUGUCGGGGAGCACCCGAACUGCCUACGUUUUAUACGGGCCUGGGAGGAGAAGCGGCUGCUGUAUCUGCAGACGGAGCUGUGUGUUUGUAGCCUGCAGCAGCAUUCGGAGGAGUUGGGGGAACCUCUGCCACCACAGCAGAUAUGGAAUAUAACCUGUGACCUUCUCCGCGGCCUCAAACAUCUCCAUGACCGAAACCUGCUACAUCUGGACAUCAAGCCAGCCAAUGUGUUCAUUUCCUUUUCUGGGGUCUACAAGCUGGGGGACUUUGGUCUCAUGGUGGAGCUGGAUGGAGCAGAAGGAAGUGCAGAGGCCCAGGAGGGAGACCCACGGUACAUGGCUCCAGAGCUGCUGGAUGGGGUCUUUACAAAGGCUGCAGAUGUGUUCAGCCUCGGGAUGACGCUGCUAGAAGUUGCUUGUAACAUGGAGGUCCCUAAAGGUGGUGAAGGCUGGCAGCAGCUACGGCAGGGUCACCUCCCAACAGAGUUCACUUCAGAAUUACCCCCAGAUUUCUUGAAGGUGCUAUCUGCAAUGUUGGAGCCAGAUUAUCGAUGCCGGGCUACUGUGGACUGGCUGCUCUCUUUUCCUGCCAUCGGUAGGGCUGAGAGAUGGAGGAAGGUGACCCUAACUACAAGAGGAGUCCUUACUAAGAUAAUGGGCAUAUUCCAGUUUUUCCUGUGGCUCGUGACCCUGCUGUUCUAUACCCUGAAGCGUCCUGUGAUGCGGCUUUUAUGCUGGAAGUCAAACGCUGCUGUGGGCUCUCCACCUUUGUCCCCAUCCCAAAACCGUUGCUUAGAAAGCAGCUUAUCGAGUGACUGGGAGGAUGAAAGUCUUGGGGAUGAUGUCUUUGAAGUGCCACUGAGUCCCCUGGGCUUCUCCAGAAAUAUCACCUACCAUGGACAGGAAUUCCCUCUCAGACAUUCUCCAGACCUGUUGUCUCGUCCAUCUCUGGGGAGCACGUCCACCCCCCGUAAUCUGUCCCCGGAGUACACGCUGAGGCAGAGGUCAGCUCUGCCCCUGACCCCCAAUGUGAGCCGGAUUAGCCAGGACUCUCCGUGUAGUGUGAAGUCGCUGAGCCUGGAAAGCAGCGGAAAUUCCUCUGGGUUUGUGGACGCAGAAGCUCCACGUUCUUCUUUUCUACCUCGUAACCUCAUCACUAUGUUUGAUGAGGCGUCUGAGCAGUAAAUACUUCAUCAGACAUUUCCUCAGUAUGUUCUGCAGGUUUGAGAAUGAAGAAGUUGCUGCACCUUGCCCGGGUGCCUUGUUAAGUCUCCUUUGGGUGGUGUCUUAUAUAAAAGGUAUAGGCUCCAUUGUCUUGAGCUGUGACCUGGAUGUGAAAGGCCAGUAAAGCCCCGUAACAGCUGAAGGUCUGACACGGAGCCCCAUUAGAUUUUCCUCCUUAUGCUGGAUGUGUGGGGCUGAAGAUUAUAAUAUCCGUUGAUGACCUCACUUCUGAUCAUAUUAGACAGAACGGUGGAGGAUUCAUUAACAACCAUUCUGGUGACUUUGCUUUUUGUUCUUUGGUGUGAGAAAAUGUAUCUCCAGAUUUAUUGCAACGUUUAUAUUGAUUGUAUUGUAACAGCAUCUGUAAGGACAGUAAACUCCUCUCUGUUCCUAAGUGACUGUGUCGCCUCCUUGCUGUGGAGGUUUGUAAAGUUACUUUUGGGAAAUCUGUAUAUUUAUAGCACGCGUGCAAGUUUUCAUAAAAGAUUUUUAUUAUUGCAUUAGUAAUACUGGCCUCGUGCAAAGCCCUGUCUGUACGCUCCAGCCAUCCCAGGAGGAGCAGGUAAAGGCUCCUUAAUCUAGAAGAGGUGUAAGGCAACUAUUCCUCCUGGGCACACAAGGAUAGGAAACUACAGGCUCAUCUGAUGCUAAGUUCUUCUGUCAAAAAGCGGAGUUUGAUAUUUGAUGUCUGUGGGGUCUAAUAUAAGUGACUCAUAUACUGAUCUGUAUAGACUGGGGGUUCUUGUAGCUGCCGUCUCUCUGGACAAAGUAAAUCUAACUUAUACACGUCUGCUUUCGACCCAUUCUUUAUUUUGAGGACCUGUGUGACUACAUAUUGUACAAUUCCUCCAUGUCCUGUCUGUAUCACUCUCCUUCCUGGCACAAAUCACAUAUGCAUGUAAGAGACCAUAGAUGUAGGGGGAAGCAAUACAGGCAGAACAGAUAUCUGCAGUCAGUGGUAUAUUUAUGGCCUAUCUGAGGUGUAAUACUGAUAUGGUAAUGCAUCCCUGGAUAUUCCUGGUAAUUGUAGUCCUUACAGAAGUAAAUAAAUACCUUCUAGAUAAAAGUUCUAUUUCAAGUUUUAGGUUUGCUGGUUGAGGCUGGCUACAUCUACGUCUCCAUGUGGUCGUAUCUGUCAAUGCA